Molecule: messenger RNA, 4097 nt
Organism: Labrus bergylta (ballan wrasse)
Lineage: Eukaryota; Metazoa; Chordata; Actinopteri; Labriformes; Labridae
Gene: rasgrp3
Product: RAS guanyl releasing protein 3 (calcium and DAG-regulated)
Biological process (GO): Ras protein signal transduction; positive regulation of GTPase activity
Cellular component (GO): plasma membrane
Molecular function (GO): calcium ion binding; guanyl-nucleotide exchange factor activity
Source: RefSeq, a predicted model, not a curated record
UCUAGUGGCCAUAUAGACAAACAACUCAGACACAGGGAGCAGCGCAGGGAGCAGCACAGCAGUUGUGUAUAUGGCUCAGAUAGACAAAGGGCUUUAGGAUGACAGAGGGCCAUCUGAAUGAGGAGAUAGGAGACACUGUGAUGCAGCUCUGACAGCAGGAGAGAUAUGCUGGGUGUAGAAGCAACCGUGUGGACACAGCUGGAUUUUAAUGUGGAUUUGAAAGGACAGCGGAAAAAGCAAAAAGCAGAUCUAUACAUGAACAUGUUUGAAAGUUGGAUCCUCGAGGUCUGCUGGUACAUCUUGGAUGAUUGAAAGUCUCAGUUGAGGAAAACCCUGAUUGGUUGAGAGCAGUGAGCAGAAGUGACCUCUGUCCUUGAAUAUGGGAACAUCAACAUUGGGAAAGGCAGCAUCUCUUGAUGCUCUUUUAAAUGAAUGCAUUCAUGCAUUUGAUGACAAUGGACAGUUGCAGGCCAACCUGCUUCCCCGCAACCUCCUGAUGAUGCAUCGCUGGUAUGUUACAUCCUCCGAACUGGCGGGAAAGCUUCUGAUGAUGUACCGUGACUGCAAAGAUGACAACUGUCAGAUAACCAGGCUGAAGAUUUGUUAUUUAAUGAGGUACUGGAUAGUCACAUUCCCGGCAGAGUUCAACCUGGAUUUGGGUCUGAUCCAGAUCACAGAAGAGUUCAGAGACGUGGCUGCUCAGCUCGGCUGUGAGGAGCAUUUCAAAUUCCUCGACAUCUCCACAAUUCCGUCCUAUGACUGGAUGCGUAAGCUGACCCAGCGGAAGAAGCAGGCCAAGAAAGGCAAGGCCUCACUGCUGUUUGACCACCUGCAGCCCAUGGAGCUGGCCGAGCAUCUCACUUUCCUUGAGUUCAAAUCCAUCCGGAGGAUAUCGUUCACUGAUUACCAGAGCUAUGUAAUCCACGGCUGCCUGGUGGACAACCCGACUUUGGAGCGCUCUAUUGCUCUGUUCAACGGAGUGUCACAGUGGGUCCAGCUUAUGGUGCUGAGCAAGCUAACACCUCAGACCCGGGCAGAUGUUAUAACCAAAUUCAUCCAUGUGGCUCAGAAACUUCUGCAGCUACAGAACUUCAACACUCUGAUGGCCGUAGUGGGGGGGCUGAGCCACAGCUCCAUCUGUCGACUGAAGGAGACUCACUCUUAUUUGGCUUCAGAAGUUGUGAAGAUCUGGAGUGAGAUGACAGAACUGGUCUCUUCUAACAACAACUACUCCUGUUACCGGAAAGCCUUCAGUGAAUGCCAGGGCUUCAAAAUCCCCAUCCUGGGUGUGCAUCUCAAGGACCUUAUUGCAGUGCAUGUAGUCUUCCCUGACUGGGUUGAUGACAGUGAUAAGGUGAACCUGGUGAAGAUGCAUCAGCUCUACAUGACCUUCAAUGAGUUGGUGUCUUUGCAAAGUGCAGCUGCUCAAGUGGAGCCCAACAUGGACCUCAUCUACCUGCUAACGCUUUCUUUAGACCUUUAUUACACAGAGGAUGAGAUUUAUGAGCUGUCAUUACUAAGAGAACCACGUAACCCCAAAUCAUUGCCUACCUCUCCAACUACUCCCAACAAGCCCCUGGCUCCACUGGACUGGGCCUCCGGUGUCACCACCAAACCAGACCCUUCACUGGUCAACAAACACAUCAGGAAGCUGGUGGAUUCUGUUUUCAGGAAUUAUGACCACGACCAUGAUGGAUACAUUUCUCAAGAGGACUUUGAGAGCAUCGCUGCUAACUUUCCUUUCCUGGACUCCUUCUGUGUUUUGGACAAAGAUCAAGAUGGAUUAAUCAGUAAGGAUGAGAUGAUAGCCUAUUUCCUUCGGGCUAAUCCACUGCUCCAGUGUAAGAUGGGACCAGGUUUCAUUCAUGACUUCCAGGAGAUGACUUACCUGAAGCCCACGUUCUGUGAACAUUGUGCUGGAUUUCUUUGGGGAAUCAUCAAACAGGGCUACAAGUGUAAAGACUGUGGAGUUAACUGUCAUAAACAAUGUCGGGAGCUGUUGGUUCUGGCCUGCAGGAAGCUGAUUCGUUCCAGCUCUCUGGGUAGUGUUUCUCCAGCCAGACUGACCCACAGCUCACUGCCAAGCAGCCCCGCCCUCCCCACCUGUGCAGAUGAGGAUGAGGUGUUUGAGUUCCCCUCUGUCACAUCAGCAGCUCCAGCUAUGGACCCUCAGUCCAUCACCCUGAUGACCGGCACAGCUCAGAGGAUCUCCGUGCGUCUGCAGAGGGCCACCACCAGCCAGGCCACACAGACCGAGCCCCUGUGGCCUGAACACAGCUGGGGGGGCACAGACAGCGGAUCGCACACUUUCCCCAAAAUGAAAUACAGGACUCACAGGAAAGCAUCAAAGAAUAAAGGAUUUGCUCGUUGGGAAAACCAGAAUGACGGGCAGCACCAGGCAGUUUCUUCCCGGUGCAGCGUGGACUCUCAGCAGAGGUCCGACGUCUCAGGAGGGCUCCAACGCAACGGGGUCGCCCACAGAAGAAAGGACAGCUGACUUGGUCACGGUGGUGAAGGCCAGUCCCAAAGGGCCAGAAAGGUCCAAGUGACUGGGACCAGGAAGCUCUUCUGUCUGGGGGAUGUGCUGGGCUGCCUGAAGUCCCCCCACAGUGAGCUGGAGUUCUCUCUUCCUCUCUAGACUUCAGCCCACGCAGAGCUUCAUAUGGACAGAAUGUCUGAACAGGACAGUGUGUGUGUGAUCUCUGUGAGAAGAGAGACACAGAUCAAGGAGAGGGCUCAGUGGAUGAUGGACUGACCCACACUGUGAUGUCACCUCUGUCCUGGCCUUCUGUGCAGGGUGAUCGGUUAGGGAUCAGUGUAGUUUAUUACAGCAAGGCUUAGGUCUAAGUAAUGAUCCAGGGUGUAGAAAACAUCAACACGUGAACAGUCAGAAGAAACAUUUUUAGACUUAAAGUCUUGAAUUAUUUUCGUUUGGUGGAUCAAUUCUGGCCAGUUAUUGUAAAGUCCAGCGGGAAUCAUGAAGCAAGAAGUAAAAGUUAGUGAAGUUGAUGGUCUCUUUCCAGAGGAGGAGAAACUGUGUAGAUAUUUAAAUGUUGAGUUGUGAAAAAAGGGAAAGUGAAAAUGAAAGUGAAUAUUAAGGGCAUCCAACCCCGUCGCCAUGAGGAGCAUUGACGUUGGAUGAUUCUACAAAAUAUGGUAUUAACUUAAGUGCCGUUUCUAAGUGUUUAUUGAGAUUUUUUAAAAUAAUUAUUUAUUUAUUGAUACUAAUGCUGCAUUCAUGUGCUCCUCGGAUGGUCCAAGUUUCCGAGUUGGGAAGUCGUUCUUUUUAACAUUUACAAAACAUAUUUUGCCCGAUUAUGACACCAAGUCGAGCAACACAUUUUUUCCCAAGCUGGCUUUCAUGCACAUUUUACCAGAGAUGAGGGAUUCGAGUCACGUGACUAGACUCGAGUCAGACUCGAGUCACAUAUUUGAGGACUUGAGAAUUGCUUGACUGACAGUGAUAAAACACUUGACUUGACUUAAGACUUUGCCUCUACGACUUGAGACUAGACUUAUUUUACUACUGGGAAACUCGUUUUUCCGAUGUGUCUGACACUACAUGAAUGCACCAUUAAUCUGCACCUGUCAAUUGCAUUGUGUUUAACCCUUUCAUCGUCAAAAUGGUAGAAGAGACGCAUUCAUGAGUUUCACUCAAGGCAAAACUGACCGAAAAUCCUGAAAUCAUUAGGUGUUGAAUUCUUUCAGAUACUCAAAUAAUGUCAAAUAGAGGAAUUCAGUAAAAUACAUUUUUACUUAAAUGUGUGCAUGGAAAUGAUUAAACUAAGUAAAAGCAAAAUAAUGUUUUCUCAAAUCAAUCAUAUCACAUCUGUUGGAUUGUACAGCUCCAUAUCUCACUUCCUAUUUAUUUGAUAUUAUAAAGUUUAUUGUUUAUACUUUUGAUUUCCUCAUGAUUUUUGGUCUUAUUCUCAUUUUAAAUGCCUUACCUGCUGAUUCUAUUUUCUAAAGCACCAUGUGACAUUGGUAGAAAAAGGUGCUUUACAAAUAAAGUUUAUUUUGAGAUGGAAGCUAAUUCUGCCACAAAACGUUGUGUUUCUUUUUUACUUGAACGUCUGAAGCAGUGGCGGUUCUAGACC